Molecule: messenger RNA, 1468 nt
Organism: Theobroma umbraticum
Lineage: Eukaryota; Viridiplantae; Streptophyta; Magnoliopsida; Malvales; Malvaceae
Product: universal stress protein PHOS34-like
Source: RefSeq, a predicted model, not a curated record
AUUAUAUCAUAUCAGAUUGUAAGCCUUACUUGGCCUUGUUUCUAGUUUUUCCACAGCUUCCAUAAUUGAACCUUGAGCGAUGGAUUACUUAGGUUGGACUAUGCUGAAAAGUAAUCGUGUAUGGAAACUGUAUAGUAAUUCGGAGACCGAGUCCAUGGCCGCAACAACCUCACCAAAGUUGCAAACAGUUUGACCAGUCACCGAGCCGCUUCGACAAGUUUAAAACCCAGCAGCAACUCGCUCGAGUCCAUUCGUUUACAGAGGAAGACAGGCUCGAAACGAUAAGUGAGGGCGUUUCAGUGGGGGUGCUCAGUUGUCAGAAAAUGGCUCCAGAGAGACCAACAAUGCUGGUGGCUGUGGACGAUAGUGCGCAAAGUGAGUACGCCUUGGAAUGGACCCUUGAUCACUUCUUCACUCCUUUUGGCUCCAACCUUCCUUUCCAGCUCGUUGUCAUCCAUGCCCGACCCCUUCCCUCUUCUGUUGUUGGACUUGCCGGACUUGCAUCUGCGGAGGUUGUACCAAUCAUGAACGUUGGCAUAAAGAAGACAGCCAGCAGGGUCAAGGACAAAGUGAAAGAGAUAUGCAGGAAUAAAUCGUUGAGUGACGUGAGAGUGGAAGUAUUGGAAGGUGAUCCAAGAAAUGUGGUGUGUGAAGCUGUAGAGAAACACCAUGCAGCAAUCUUGGUACUGGGAAGCCAUGGAUAUGGAACUAUGAGAAGGGCGAUUUUGGGCAGUGUCAGUGACUACUGUGCUCACCAUGCUCACUGUUCUGUAAUGAUUGUGAAGAAGCCUAAGCAAGAGGACUGAAGCUCAACUCUGUUUUGAAUUUUCCCUGGAAUCUUCCAAGCAUUCUUCCAAUGAUUCUUUGAUUUUUCUUUUUUCUUUUUAUUUUUUUAUGUAUUUUAAUUUCUUAGGGGAUUGAUUUCUUUUAAAGUAAGCCAAAGUUGGUCGGUCAGUCUUAUUUAUUGCUCACUUCAGAAACCAAUGAAGUUAAUGAAGCUUUGUCAACAUAAGCAACAUAGUGAAGCAAUACUCCACGCCUUAUCAAAUUCUAUAGUUGACUAGGAGCAGUUCCACAGCAAACAAAGGGCUUAGAAAAAAAACCAUUCCAGACAUUAACAUCGAAUAACUUCUUGACCCAAUCAGGCACCUGAUGAUUCCAAGGUUUCUCAUUAGAUCCAACAAACAUGGCUAAUUUUAAGGUUUCUUCACCUGUCAUGUACAGAGAUAUAUAAAGGGCGUUGAAACUUAAAUGCUGUCAAAUCUCUUGCCAAGGUUGAGCAAAAAUCAUUCCCAAAGACCACACCAAUUAAAUUAAGAAGGGCAGACAGAACAAUGAUACAAGUUAUUAAGUCACCCCAUACGACCGAAAACAUUCCAUGACCAAGAAAACAACAGUUAAACCAAAACGGCGGCCAUAAGGCCUUUAGUCUAGCAGUACAAAAGAUAGAAAAGAAGGCAAGAAAUAA